Messenger RNA from Schistosoma curassoni, 930 nucleotides. Lineage: Eukaryota; Metazoa; Platyhelminthes; Trematoda; Strigeidida; Schistosomatidae. The record is from the annotation of a GenBank genome assembly.
AUGGUGCAAUCUAACCAUAGUAUCUUACCUAUUAUUUCUGCUUGUGAUGAGUCUUCUACAGAGCAAAAAGCGAAAAAAGAUCAUUUCCUUUCAUUACGUAAUAUCUCUCACAUUUGUUUCAUAUCAGUGAUUGUUCUGAAGUUAUAUGGAGAGUAUUUCACUAAUAUUGUUCUGGCGUCAUGGGGAUACAUUACGGUCCUCUUCAUGAAUUCAGAGAUACAGACAAGUUUUUUCGAUCUCUCAUACCGGAAGAUUUGCAUUCCCUUAUCCGUCGUUUCACUCUCACAUCUAUGUUUAGUUCAAUACUCUUUAUGGAACCAGGGUUUUUAUAAUGUUUUCCUAUUGCAGCCUUCUAGCUCUGUAUCAAGUCUACCACUGAAUUUGUGGUAUAUUUUCAUCUCCGAUUGCUCUUUAAAACUGUUAUCGAUAUUUAUUAAAAGCGUAUCUUUGUUGUGCCUGUCUAAAACACUUGAUUGCUACUCUAUGGGUUCAUUACUCUGUUUUUUGGAAUAUAUAUUUUUAUUCCUAAGACACAUACCACCUGGGAUUCUGUGGAUAUAUUUCCUGGUAGAAUUAAAUUGGAAACUACAGGGCAUCUUAGCUGGGAGAAUAUUUGUAUGCUUAUUAUACUGUAUUUUAAAAGUUUGUAUUAUACUUUCAUUAUGUAAAGAGUUUAUGAAAUUUUCACGUUCGAUUAUAUGUACAAAACCAUAUACAGUUGAAAUGCAGGCGCCAUCGAAUGAAGUUUGUAAUAUGUGCCUUGAAUCUUAUACUCAUGUUGGCAUUUUGUCUUGUAAUCAUAAAUUUUGUGCUAAGUGCACAACACGUUGGUUUAAUACAUUUACUAAUUGCCCGUCAUGUAAUCCAGAAUGUGGUGAAAAUUCAAGAUGGCGGAGUGGAUCGAUAGAUUUAUUUAUUCAAUUUUAUUAA